AUGACACCUUCCCCAGCAACCAACUUCACUCCCAGAGGCCCAGGCGGUUACUUCAUCGGCCAAGACGGGGGUCCACUCCCUGGCUAUGGCGAUACCAUCGGUAACACAGCCGCCUUCCUCGGACGCCGCUCGGUCCGCGAUACCUGGAUCGCUGUCUCCGUCCUCUGGAUCAUUUGGGCUAUGCUCUUUGUGGCUAGGCAGGCGUUCAGGUCGACACGAGUCUUUAACGCCCCGAGAGGCGAGCGAGUGGCCGCGACCAACGCCCCGGUAAGUGCCGAACAGGGACCCUACGAUGUCCAGGAUGGGUUGACCCCGAUGCCUGGCGGAGGCGCUGGUAACGGUACUGCUACCACUGGCGUUAGCGGCCACCGCGAAGUUGCCGGUAAUGGUACUGCUACCACUGGCGUUAGCGGCCACCACGGAGGUGCCGGUCGACAUGGUGGAUUCUUUUCGCGUGCUGUUGAUGAUGUCAGGGAUAGAAUCGAUCGGACCUACAAGCUCAUUCGGGACUUGACCUUGAUGCUCUUCCUCGUCGUCACCCUCAACACUUUUGGUCUUGGCUCGGGUACGCCGGUCCUGAUUCUCGCAUGGAUCUACCUGGCGAUCGCGUUGUUCUGGGCAGGACUGAUGAUGCUGAUCGAGAGUCGUGUGAUUGACCUGAUCCUGGGAACCCUCGAGAUGUUGCUCCUCCUUGGAAUCUUCAUUGCCAACUAUGUCGUCGGCUGGCUCGUACUCGACUAA
This is a messenger RNA of Linnemannia hyalina, 741 nucleotides long. The record is from the annotation of a GenBank genome assembly. Lineage: Eukaryota; Fungi; Mortierellomycota; Mortierellomycetes; Mortierellales; Mortierellaceae.